Acromyrmex echinatior (Panamanian leafcutter ant) is the source of this 897-nucleotide messenger RNA. RefSeq lists its product as uncharacterized. The record is from RefSeq and is a predicted model, not a curated record. Lineage: Eukaryota; Metazoa; Arthropoda; Insecta; Hymenoptera; Formicidae.
CAGCGACGAAGUCAAAUAUCUCUCAUUGAUAUUGGAUCAAACAAGAACACAACACGCGUGAUGAACAGAUUGGUGGCGAUCUGCCUGUUGGCAGUAUGUAUCGCCUCUCAUUACGUGACUAUUGCACGUGAGAUCAGCAGGGCGCAUUACGACGAUCUGCAGGUAGCCGCUUCUCAUCAUCAUCAUGAGAGCGGCCACGGGGGCGAGCAUCAUUCCGGUCAUCAUCACGAACAUGGCGGGAAAGGUGACAAAGGCUACAAGUCGGAGCAUCAUCACGGAAAAGGAGAAAAGGGACAUCACGAUAAAGAAGGCCAUUCUGGACAUUAUCACGAGGACGAAGGUCACAAGAAGCAUCAUCAUCAUGACGAUGGCUAUUAUGGCGAACAUCACAAGGGUGAGAAGGGAGAGAAGGGUCACGCAUUCCAUGAGAAAGGGCAUUUCAAGAAGGGCCACAGCACGAAGGGACAUCACGACGUUCACAAACUCGACGAAUUUAAGAAGGAUAAGAAAUUCUUCGACGAACAUCAUGAUCAUGGUCAUCACGAAGAACAUGGUGGCCAUCAUCAUGAACACGGACAUAAGAAAGGUGGCCACUUUAAGAAAGGGCAUCAUGACCACCAUCAUCACGAAGAUCAUUACGGUAAGAAGGGUCAUCACGAGAAAGGACAUCAUCAUCAUGAUCAUAAAGGUCACAAAAGUCAUGGUGGACACGAUGAGCAUCAUCAUCAUCAUCAUCAUCAUGGCAAGAAAGGUGGUCACGAAGACCAUAAACACUGGGGAUUCAAGAAAGGGCAUUAAUACGGACAUGCGGAAAAUUAUAAUUUAGCUGCUAUUACUCAUUGAAUUAUGUUGAUUGAUUGUCAUCGCUGCAUUAAUUGUUGUACAUGUUGACGAACA